Metarhizium brunneum ARSEF 3297 is the source of this 927-nucleotide messenger RNA. RefSeq names its product FAD-dependent monooxygenase terC. NCBI's taxonomy places the organism in Eukaryota, Fungi, Ascomycota, Sordariomycetes, Hypocreales, Clavicipitaceae. The record is from RefSeq and is a predicted model, not a curated record. Gene Ontology annotation, molecular function: FAD binding.
AUGUUGCGACACUGCCGAGAAAAAUAUUCUGAUUAUGUUACAUUGCUUUUCAACCAUAAGGUUAUUAACAUCAAUCAGGACUCAAGGUCAGCAACAGCGGUGGUCGAGGUUGGCGGUCAAGACGAAGUCAAACGCACCGUGACAUUUGAGGCAUCUUACAUUAUUGGGUGUGAUGGUGGGCAGAGCACCGUUCGAAAAACGCUUUUCCAGAGGAAUUGGCCCGGUGAAACGUUUGGGAGUCGCCUGCUUGUUCAAAAUGUAUACUACAAAGGGUUCGCAGACAGUGGUUGGGAUGGUGGCAACUACAUGAUAGACGACGAAUUCUGGGGUCUCAUUGCCAAACGAGGCAAGGCCAAAGGACCAGAGGGUGAGCUCUGGCGAGUUACAUAUGGUGAUUCGGUCGCCAAUCUAUCGGAAGAAGAAUAUCUGAAGCGCCGCGAACUCGCAUUCAAGAAGAUGCUUCCUGGACAUCCGGAUCCCAGCCAGUACAAGGUGACGCAGACGGACCAAUUCCGCAUCCACAAUCGAUGCGUAGAAAAGAUGCGUGUCGGCCGAGUUUUCCUCGCGGGCGAUGCUGCUCAUGUCUGUAAUCCUUUUGGCGGAUACGGCUGUAUGGCUGCGGUUUUGGAUGUGGCGGGCCUCGCGGACUGUCUCAUCGGGUACUAUGAGGGCAAAGCCGAUGAGGACAUUCUUGACGCUUACGCGGAAAUCCGGCGAGAGAAGUUCCUUCAGUUUAUUGACCGGCGGUCUAGGAAAAACUUGAAUCGAAUCUCCAAGACAAACGCAGACACUGCGCUUGAGACGGACCCAUUUCUAGCAUUGCUGAAAGGCAUGGAGGGUAAUGCUGACGAGACGAAGAAAUUUCUACUGGUACGUAUUCCUCGCCAGGAUGCCCUUUACCCCAAGGGAUAUUAUCAGAUAGCCUAA